Tachyglossus aculeatus (Australian echidna) is the source of this 2329-nucleotide messenger RNA. RefSeq names its product Kruppel like factor 8 (gene KLF8). Gene Ontology annotation, molecular function: RNA polymerase II cis-regulatory region sequence-specific DNA binding; DNA-binding transcription factor activity, RNA polymerase II-specific. The record is from RefSeq and is a predicted model, not a curated record. Gene Ontology annotation, biological process: regulation of transcription by RNA polymerase II. Lineage: Eukaryota; Metazoa; Chordata; Mammalia; Monotremata; Tachyglossidae. The coding region runs from base 52 to 1155 and encodes 367 amino acids. The transcript is spliced from 6 exons.
CCGAGCCGAGCCGAGCCGAGCAGGGCGCUGUAGUGAGCGGCCGACCUCAGCAUGAUCCUCCCCUUGGAGGGCCGGACCGCCGCGACCCGCAGGAGCAGCCCCCACACCCGGGCCUGGGCGGCCUCUGGUCCGGUCCAGACUAAAGGGCCGUCGGGGCCAGCGGGGAAGCUGAAGAUGACGUCCGCGUCGCUCCUGGACGAAGGCUCCAUGGAGACGCCGGUGCUCCUCAGCGACAUCAAGACCGAACCCCCCGAAGAGCUCCUGGCCAGCGACUGUAACCUGCCCCAGGCGGAGCCCGUGGACCUCUCCCUGCACAAGCCCAAACUGUCCCUGCAGUCGUCCGCCCUGCUGCCCGCUUCCAUCCGCUCCUCCCCCAUGCUGGUGACGCCCCCCAUCCCGUCCCCCGUGGUGUCCGUCUCGCCCUCCGGGCUGGGCUCGACGUCGGCCAUCCCGGCCGUGCUGUCCCCGGGCUCCAUCCUGGCCUCCACGCAGGGCAGCGGCGGCCAGCAGAUCCUGCACGUCAUCCACACCAUCCCCUCCGUCAACCUGCCCAGCAAGAUGGGCAACCUGCAGACCAUUCCCGUGGUGGUCCAGUCGUUACCCGUGGUGUACACCACCAUGCCCUCGGACGGGGUCACCGCCGCCAUCACGGUCCCGCUCAUCGGGGGAGACGGCAAGAAUGCCGGCUCUGUGAAAUAUGAGAGCCCCCAAACCCAAAGAAGGAACUCUAACGUAAAAAUUGACCCCAACUCCAUGUCUCCAAUGGAGAUCCACAGCGACAGCGAGGACAGUGUAGCGGAAAGUACGUCGGCAUCCUUCCAGGAGCUGCAGAGAGAGUCCGUGGUGGCCAGAAUGCAACGGGUGGAGUCCCCCGACCUGAAGAAGAGGCGGAUUCACCAGUGCGACUUUGCAGGCUGCAACAAGGUGUACACGAAGAGCUCCCACCUGAAAGCACACAGAAGGAUACACACAGGAGAGAAGCCAUACAAAUGCACCUGGGAAGGGUGCACCUGGAAAUUUGCCCGUUCGGACGAACUCACCCGGCAUUUCCGCAAGCACACGGGCAUCAAGCCCUUCCGCUGCUCGGACUGUGACCGCAGCUUCUCCCGCUCUGACCACCUAGCCCUGCAUCGCCGGAGACACAUCAUGAUGUGAUCGGAGCCGUCUCUGUCUUCAUCGCCGCCCUUCCCGACUCCUCUCCUUCCUCAGUGCUGCUGGUGGAGGGGACUGAGCGAAGAGAGUGAGAGAAAGAGAGAGAGAGAGAGAGAGAGAAGGCGAGAUGGGGUGGUUUCCCACCAGACUCAUUUGAAUCCCAACCCUCCCCGCGGACCUGCCCACCCCACCCCACCAUUUUGAUUCAUCCCCUCCCGGAUGAGUUGAAUUUCAGUGUGGCACCUGUGGCUGCCUCUGUGCUCUGAGAGAGAAGACAUUUUAACACACAAACCGAGGAAUAGAACUAAAGACUGUGAAGAUAUUCCAUAUUUUCUCUCUUCCUUUCUUUCUUUCUUUCUUUUUCACUUCCUGUUCUUCCCCUUCUUCCUUUCGCCCCAGCCCUUUCCCCCUAACGCCCUUGGAUCCCUGCUUGGAACUGGGUGGAAACUCAGCAGGUAACACAGCCCCCAAAUCCCCGCCCUGCGCUCAGUCUGCUCCCCUGGAUCAUUUAUGCUUCGGGAGAGAAAGCCCACCAUCAUCCCCACCCCGCCACCCCCACACACCGGGAAAUCCACUGCCCACGCAGAGAUCUCGUGCUUUGGGUCAGCCGGAGAAGGAGCAGUAGGUGGAAACUUGGUCAAGGACAGCACCCCCUCCAGCGCCGGAAAGUCUCAGCGAAAACCCACAGGAGGGUCGAUGGUUUCUGGUGGCUGAAGGGAACUGGGCCCCGGGAAAAGCAGAGGCGCUCCAGUGUAACCCGCACCUCCUCCGUCUCCGGCGACCACGUCCAGCCCACCUGCACCCCGAGCCCGGUUCCAGCAAGACUAGCCCUCGGGCUUAACCCCGGACGGACCACUGGUUUCCUUUGAACUGGCCAGCCCGGGAGAAUGGAUUGUUAGCCACUGCAGCCCGAGGCGGGAACGGGCCGUCGAGUGCUCCCCGGCUUCCCCGGGUGGACGGGAGGCAUGGAGGACGUCUGUCGAGGCUGCGCUCCCCGACGUAGGUGGGCAACGUUGUGGAUGGUGCCCAUGGGCUGAGGGCCUCGGAUACAGGAAGGAGAAAUCUUGUGGAGGACACUACUGGGACAUUGGGGUUUUGAGGAGAGGGGGGAGAAAUGCGCCACCUUUUUUAGAGCACAAAGGAAUAUGGCAGUAAAAUAUUUUCUAAUUCAACCGUG